UUACUUAAAUUAUUAGUAACAUUUUAAAAUUAUUAGUGAUAUAUGUUUAAUAACUAGAAAAUAUUGUAAUAUAAAAUGACACACGCAUAUUACGCGGACGCAUGGAGAAAAUCAAAUAGGCGACAAAGAGUAUGGUACACCGAACAUUUGAUGCCGGCUCUGCUGGCUGCGAAAGAGAAACGGGUUAGAGAUAUCGACACUCUUAUAGCUAUGACGCAGGAAUUAAUCGAUAUUUAUAACGAACCGGCUGCGCAAGCAAAACCCGUGAGUCCUCGUAUUGUGGAGCAAAGUGAAGAUCUCAAUCUGAUGAAACCUAUUGAACCCGAAGUGCUGAAUUUAUUGUAUGGUAGCACAGAAAAGGGUGCUGCUGAAAGAUAUCUUAAGGCUAGGUACAAAAAGGCACCCGAAGAUAAAUUUUACUUCCGUGUCGCAACCAACUUUGACUAUGGAUGGCAACAAAAGCAGGGUCGAGUGGCUCGAGACGUGAAUCGUGGGCGUUGUGCGAUACUACGGGAUACGUUCUAUCGCAAAAACAAUCUAGGACCAGAUCCCAUACAUUACUCGCAACCUGCCGGCGGCGAAAUAUCGAUUUGCAGCGAAUAUUCAUGUCAUUUCAAUUAAAACACGUUAAGAUUGCCAUGGAUAAGAAAAAAUGGUUUGAUGUCUCGCGUCAAGCUAAAUUUCAGACAAAUGGUUGGACAGGUGAAAGCUGGAUUAUAUUUUAUAAUAAUAAUAGCCAUUUCAGAUACUUUUACACGAACACGAUCUAUUCUAUGUUAAUCUUCUUUUUGGUAUCUGUGUGUCCUUUAUUUGACAAGGGCCACCAAAUAUUGCCAUUCCAGUCUCUAUACCAUUAACAGUUUCUUUAAUUUGGCCUUUCCAGUCUCUAUACCAUUGACAGUUUCUUUAAUUUGGCCAUUCCAGUCUCUAUACCAUUAACAGUUUCAUUAAUUUGGCCAUUCCAGUCUCUAUACCAUACACAGUUUCUUUAAUUUGGCCAUUCCAGUCUCUAUACCAUACACAGUUUCUUUAAUUUGGCCAUUCCAGUCUCUAUACCAAUAACAGUUUCUUUAAUUUGGCCAUUCCAGUCUCUAUACCAUACACAGUUUCUUUAAUUUGGCCAUUCCAGUCUCUAUACCAAUAACAGUUUCUUUAAUUUGGCCAUUCCAGUCUCUAUACCAUUAACAGUUUCUUUAAUUUGGCCUUUCCAGUCUCUAUACCAAUAACAGUUUCUUUAAUUUGGCCUUUCCAGUCUCUAUACCAAUAACAGUUUCUUUAAUUUGGCCUUUCCAGUCUCUAUACCAAUAACAGUUUCUUUAAUUUGGCCAUUCCAGUCUCUAUACCAUACACAGUUUCUUUAAUUUGGCCAUUCCAGUCUCUAUACCAUACACAGUUUCUUUAAUUUGGCCAUUCCAGUCUCUAUACCAAUAACAGUUUCUUUAAUUUGGCCUUUCCAGUCUCUAUACCAAUAACAGUUUCUUUAAUUUGGCCUUUCCAGUCUCUAUACCAUACACAGUUUCUUUAAUUUGGCCAUUCCAGCUUAGUUGUCUUCCUCCUUUGCAUUUAUUGUUGAACACCAGUUUAUUGUUCCACUUUUCUGUUUGUCUUGUCAUGUGUCCCGCCCAUUUCAUUGUAACAUCUGCUACCUUAUUUGCUCUUCUUACCUAUGUAUUCUUUAUUAUUUCCCUAUCCAUAUAGGAUAGAAAAUGUUUUAUAGA
Pieris brassicae (large cabbage white) is the source of this 1718-nucleotide messenger RNA. RefSeq lists its product as uncharacterized. The coding region runs from base 76 to 621 and encodes 181 amino acids. The record is from RefSeq and is a predicted model, not a curated record. Lineage: Eukaryota; Metazoa; Arthropoda; Insecta; Lepidoptera; Pieridae. The transcript has 3 exons.